Messenger RNA from Penicillium daleae, 873 nucleotides. RefSeq lists its product as uncharacterized. Lineage: Eukaryota; Fungi; Ascomycota; Eurotiomycetes; Eurotiales; Aspergillaceae. The record is from RefSeq and is a predicted model, not a curated record. Gene Ontology annotation, molecular function: hydrolase activity. Bases 1 to 873 code for a protein of 290 amino acids. The transcript has a single exon.
AUGUUAAAUUAUCCUCGCCUUAAGAUAUCCGCUUCGCUUGUUCGCCUGAUCUUCUGGUGGAAACUCGGCGGCAUUCAUGGCAAACCAGAUUCAGUUCUUCAAUUGCCUAGUCGUGACCCGGGGAGAACAAUCAAAGCCAACUUCUACCGAUCAAAGUCCAACAAGCCGUCCCCUGUACUCAUCAACUUCCACGGAAGCGGAUUCACAAUCCCCUGGCAUGGCACGGACGAUGCAUUCGCUCGGCAAGCCGUUCAAACCACCGACUACGCCGUCCUGGACAUCGCCUACAGACUUUCCCCAGAAAACCCCUUCCCUGCCGCGAUUCACGACGUGGAAGACGUGGUGAAAUUGGCGACUUCCAAUGCGCAGGAAUUCGAUUCGUCCCGUAUCUCGAUCUCCGGAUUCAGCGCCGGCGCGAAUUUAGCCCUCGUGGCCAGUACGCAACUUUUCCCCAAGGAAACGUUUCGCCACGUUAUAUGCUUCUAUCCACCGACUGAUCUAGCCAAAGAUCAUUACACCAAGGUUCCGCCUGAUACGAAUGGGAAUCCACUGCCACCAUGGAUGCUAACCGUUUUCACGGAAUGCUAUGCGUCGGGUCUGGACUGGAAUGAUCCCAGGAUAUCUCCUCUUAAUGCUGCUGGGGACAGCUUCCAGCGGAAUACGUUGGUUAUCACCUGUGCGUACGACAAUCUCUGUGCCGAGGGGGAGGCUUUGGUUAAAAAGAUACGUGCGGCUCAGGGAGAUGAUGCUGUGGUUUAUCGAAGGAUGGAGAACUGUGACCAUGCUUGGGACAAGUCAUACAUUGCAGGGUCUCCUCAGGAGAAGGCUAAAGAUGAGGCGUACGACUUGGCGAUGGAAAUGUUGAGAAGGUAG